Molecule: messenger RNA, 4554 nt
Organism: Lachancea dasiensis
Lineage: Eukaryota; Fungi; Ascomycota; Saccharomycetes; Saccharomycetales; Saccharomycetaceae
Source: the annotation of a GenBank genome assembly
AUGGUGGACAACGUCGCUCCAAACGGAGCUUCUUAUCAAAACAAUAACAUUGGCAAUGAAAUGGCCGCUGAUGACAUAAGCGAGCAGGCGUCAUCGCCCGGGGUGUAUCGCGGGUUCGAAUCCGGAGCGCAGCAGUCGGUGAGAAAUCUGGCCAGAUCGCUCACCAACCGCAGUGGCGACGCAGUAUCGAUGGCUGCGGACUGGAACACCAUCAACCCGGUGUUUUCUACCGUAGAAUCGCCCUCCUACGACCCAAGACUGGAUCCCAACUCGGACGAGUUCUCGUCGUCGCUCUGGGUGCAAAAUCUCAGCCAGUUGGUGAGCAGCAAUCCAGACCACUACAAACCCUACUCGCUCGGGUGCAGCUGGAGAAACCUGCGUGCGUACGGAAACUCCACGGACGUGGCCUAUCAGUCGACCGUGGUAAACUUACCUCUUCAGUUGGUGGAAUAUGUCUAUCGUGCUGCGCGCAAGGCGCGUCCCGAAGACACUUUCGACAUUUUGAAGCCUAUGGAUGGGAUGGUAAAGCCCGGCGAGCUUUUGGUGGUCCUCGGUAGACCAGGUUCUGGUUGCUCGACGCUUUUGAAGUCCAUCUCUUCCAACACUCACGGUUUCCACAUCGACAAAGAGUCCGAAAUUUCAUAUGACGGCCUAUCGCCAAAGGAAAUCUCUCGCCACUACCGUGGUGAAGUUGUGUACAACGCUGAGGCGGAUGUACACUUCCCUCAUUUGAGCGUGUUCGACACGCUGAAGACCGUGGCUCGUCUGGCUUGCCCCACCAAUAGAAUCCAAGGGGUAGACCGUGAAACAUUUGCAACCCACAUCACGGAGGUGGCGAUGGCCACUUACGGUCUGUCUCACACUCGUAACACCAAAGUUGGUAACGAGCUGGUUAGAGGUGUUUCUGGUGGUGAACGUAAGAGAGUUUCCAUCGCAGAGGUGUCCAUCUGUGGUUCCAAGUUCCAGUGUUGGGAUAAUGCCACGCGUGGGUUGGAUUCCGCCACAGCUUUGGAGUUCAUCAGGGCAUUGCGCACUCAGGCCAAAAUGACCCGCAGCUCUGCAGUCAUUGCCAUAUACCAGUGUUCUCAAGACGCCUACGAUCUUUUUGAUAAAGUCUCAGUUCUACACGAAGGUUACCAAAUCUAUUUCGGCCGGGCCAAAGAGGCAAAACAGUAUUUCCAAGAUAUGGGAUACGUAUGCCCUGAUAGACAAACAACUGCAGACUUCCUCACUGCGGUUACCAACCCUGCGGAAAGAAUCCUCAAUGAGGAUAUGGUGAAAGCCGGAAAGAAGAUCCCUCUAACUGCAGCGGAGAUGGAGGCCCACUGGAAGCAAUCUGAGGCUUACAAGGGCCUGUUACAAGAGAUUGACUAUUAUUCCACACACGAUCAAGCCAACAAUAGACAGCAGCUCAAGGAAGCUCAUGUUGCAAAACAAUCAAAGAAGGCUAGGGCCCAAUCUCCUUACACUGUUAGCUAUGGCCUUCAAGUGAAAUACUUGCUGAUCAGAAACAUGCAAAGAAUUCGCAACAACAUGGGAAUUACAUUAUUUCAAGUCAUUGGUAAUGGUGGUAUGUCGUUUAUUUUGGGUUCUAUGUUUUACAAGGCCUUGAAACACGAUGACACUGCAGGCUUUUACUCGAGAGCUGGUGCUCUGUUUUUUGCAGUGCUUUUCAAUGCUUUCUCUUGUAUGUUGGAAAUUUUAGCCCUUUACGAAGCUAGACCUAUCUCAGAGAAGCACAAACGUUACUCGCUUUACCACCCCUCUGCUGACGCCAUGGCAUCUGUUAUCUCUGAAAUUCCUGCCAAACUUCUCACAUCCCUCACGUUCAACCUUGCGAUGUACUUUUUGUGCAAUUUCAAGAGGGAGGCGGGUGCUUUCUUCUUUUAUUUUCUGAUGACGAUGGUAGGAACUUUCGCAAUGUCCCACAUCUUCAGAUGUCUGGGUGCGUCUACGAAAACAUACGCUGAAUCCAUGGUACCGGCAUCGCUCUUAUUGUUGGCUCUAGCAAUCUAUACUGGUUUCGCAAUCCCUAAGACAAAAAUAUUGGGAUGGGCUAAGUGGAUUUGGUAUAUUAAUCCCCUGUCCUACAUUUUUGAGUCUUUAAUGGUAAACGAAUUCCACGGUCGUCAAUUUAAAUGCUCCCAAUUUGUACCCGCGGGGCCUGGCUAUGAGAAUGUAAGCGGCACACAGCGGGUGUGUUCUGCGGUGGGUGCUUUGCCUGGAGAAGAUUAUGUCAGCGGUGAACGUUACAUUAAUGUGGCUUACAAUUACUAUCACUCCCACAAAUGGCGUGGGUUAGGUAUCGGUUUGGCUUAUGCCAUUUUCUUCCUCGGUGUUUAUUUGGCCGUCACUGAGCUAAACGAAAGUGCUAAGCAGCGUGGUGAAAUUCUUGUUUUCCCUCAAGCGGUGAUGAGACGUAUGAAAAAGCAGAGGAAACUCAGAGCAGGGACAAAUGCAAAUGGAUCAGAUAUCGAAAAUACAGCUGGUGUUGCCACUCUCAACGAAAAGAAAAUGUUAGAAGAAAGUAGUAACUCUGUCGCUUCGUCAUCUUCGAUGGGAGAUGUUAAGCUUUCCAGUUCGGAAGCUACCUUCCACUGGAAGAAUGUUUGUUUCGAAGUUCCCAUCAAGAAAGAAACAAGAAGAAUUUUGGACAACGUGGACGGUUGGGUCAAGCCUGGAACUUUGACGGCAUUGAUGGGCGCCUCCGGUGCCGGUAAAACCACUCUUCUGGAUUGUUUAGCCUCAAGAGUGACGACAGGUACUAUCACUGGUGACAUGUUCAUUAACGGGUUUUUGCGUGAUGCUUCUUUUGCGAGAUCGAUCGGGUACUGUCAGCAACAAGAUCUACAUUUACAGACUGCUACUGUGAGAGAAUCCUUGAGGUUUUCUGCCUAUUUACGCCAACCUUCUUCUGUGUCUAAAUCUGAAAAGGAGAAAUAUGUCGAAGAUGUUAUCAAGAUUUUGGAGAUGGAGACUUAUGCUGACGCUGUUGUGGGUGUCGCUGGUGAAGGUUUGAAUGUUGAACAGCGUAAGAGAUUGACAAUUGGUGUCGAACUUGCUGCCAAACCUAAAUUGUUGUUAUUUUUGGAUGAGCCCACGUCUGGUUUAGAUUCUCAGACCGCUUGGUCCAUUUGCCAAUUGAUGAGAAAGCUGGCUAACCACGGGCAGGCAAUUCUAUGCACCAUUCACCAACCCUCAGCUCUGCUGAUGCAAGAAUUUGACAGAUUGCUAUUUUUGCAGCGUGGUGGUAAAACUGUUUACUUCGGCGAUUUGGGCAAAGGUUGCCAAACCAUGAUUGAUUACUUUGAAAAGAAUGGCGCUCAUCCUUGCCCGGCUGGUGCUAACCCAGCUGAAUGGAUGUUAGAGGUUAUCGGCGCCGCCCCAGGUUCUCAUGCCAACCAAAACUAUAGUGAAGUCUGGAGGAACUCUUCCGAAUAUAAAGCUGUUCAAGAAGAAUUGGAAUGGAUGGAAAAGGAACUUCCCAAGAGACCAUUUGAUAACUCUAGUGAGCAAACUGAAUUUGCCACUUCCCUUGUUUAUCAGUAUACGCUGGUAACGAAACGGUUAGUCGAGCAAUACUGGAGAACUCCCUCUUAUUUGUGGUCUAAGAUCGGACUGACCAUCAUUUCUCAAAUUUUCAUUGGGUUUACCUUCUUCAAGGCUGACAAUUCGAUGCAAGGGUUACAAAACCAAAUGUUGUCCAUUUUCAUGUUUUCCGUUAUCUUCAACCCAACGUUGCAGCAAUACUUGCCUACGUUUGUGGCACAGAGAGACUUAUAUGAAGCUAGAGAACGUCCUUCCAGAACUUUCUCCUGGGUAGCCUUUAUUCUUUCUCAAAUCACUGUUGAGAUCCCAUGGAACAUAAUUGCGGGUACUAUUGGCUUUCUGGUGUACUACUACCCAGUUGGAUUGUAUUCAACUGCAUCUAAAGCUGGCCAGCUGCACGAAAGGGGGGCAUUGUUUUGGUUAUAUGCGACGGCAUAUUAUGUUUUUACCGGUUCGAUGGCUCAACUCUGUAUUGCGGGCCAAGAAGUCGCGGAACCUGCUGGCCAAAUGGCGUCCUUAUUGUUCACCCUCUCCCUUUCGUUCUGUGGUGUUUUGGUUGGUCCUUCCAGUAUGCCUGGAUUUUGGAAAUUCAUGUACCGUGUUUCUCCAUUGACUUAUUUCGUGGACGGUACCUUGUCAACUGGUAUCGCCAAUGGAAAGGUCCAGUGCUCGGAUUACGAAUUGGUUAAGUUCAAGCCUGCCAACGGUAUGACUUGUGGCGAGUACAUGGAGCCUUACAUCAAAUUGGUAGGUACUGGUUACCUGUCUGAUCCUAGUGCCACAGACGAAUGCAGGUUCUGCUCAGUAUCAACCACCAACGACUAUCUAAGUGCCGUCAGCUCCAGCUAUUCUCGUAGGUGGAGAAACUACGGCAUUUUCUUGGUUUACAUUUUCUUUAACUUUGCAAUGGCGGUAUUUAUUUACUGGUUGGCGAGAGUUCCUAAGAAGAGAAAUAGAGUUGCCGAUGAAAGGAAGACCGAAGCUCAAAAGCUUGUCGAAAAAUGA